Entelurus aequoreus (snake pipefish) is the source of this 2979-nucleotide messenger RNA. It is a transcript of the gene syn2a, whose product is annotated as synapsin IIa. Lineage: Eukaryota; Metazoa; Chordata; Actinopteri; Syngnathiformes; Syngnathidae. The coding region runs from base 161 to 1546 and encodes 461 amino acids. Gene Ontology annotation, cellular component: synaptic vesicle membrane; synaptic vesicle. The record is from RefSeq and is a predicted model, not a curated record. The transcript is spliced from 11 exons. Gene Ontology annotation, biological process: neurotransmitter secretion. Gene Ontology annotation, molecular function: ATP binding.
GUGAGAGCAUCCUCAGAAUGGCUGGGCGGCGUGCAGAGAGGGAGGCCAUUGGCUGCAGGACGCGGCCACGUGACCAGCCGGCGAGGAGGAGCUGGCAGGAUGUUCCUCAGAGCUGAGAGGAAGCACAUUCACUGAGCGCUUGAUCUCCUUCUCUGCAGCCAUGAAUUACCUGCGACGGCGUCUCUCUGACAGCACCUUCAUCUCCAACUUGCCCAACGGCUACAUGACGGACCUCCAGAGGCCCGACACCGCUCAGCCUCCGGUGCCCGCCUCCGCCGCCCUCGCCAAGUCCCCCACGGCGGGGCCUGCUCCUCCCGCGACUUCUCCUCAGCCUCCUCAGUCCACUGGAGCCGGAUUCUUCAGCUCCAUCACCAACGUGGUCAAGCAGACGGCGGCCUCGGCAGGACUGGUGGAGCAAACCUCCAUCACCACGCCCAAGAAGUUCAAGACUCUGCUGGUCAUCGACGAACCUCAACAGGAUUGGGCAAAGUUAUUUCGUGGGAAGAAGAUCGCCGAAGAUUAUGACAUCAAAGUGGAGCAGGCUGAGUUCAGUGAGAUCAACAUCACGGCUCAGGCUGAUGGAGUUUGCAACGUCAGCGUGCAGGGGUUCAGGAAUGGAAGCAAGAUGGUCAGGUCCUUCAAGCCGGACUUUGUGUUAAUUCGCCAACACGCCUACAGCAUGACACAAAAUGAAGAUUUCCGUAACCUGGUCAUCGCUCUUCAGUACGCGGGAGUCCCCAGCAUCAACUCUCUGGAGUCCAUCUACAACCUGUGUGACAAGCCCUGGGCGUUCGCUCAGCUCAUCAACACUCACAGGAAGUUAGGCGCCGACAAGUUUCCCCUCAUCCAACAAACCUUCUACCCGAACUACAAGGAGAUGUCCAGCAUGCCGUCUUUCCCCGUGGUGAUCAAGAUUGGCCACGCCCACUCUGGCAUCGGAAAGGUGAAGGUGGAGAACCACAGCAAGUUCCAGGACAUAGUCAGUGUGGUGGCGCUCACUCAGACCUACACCACCAGCGAGCCGCUCAUCGAGUCCAAAUACGACAUCAGGAUCCAGAAGAUCGCUGCUGACUACAAAGCUUACAUGAGAACUUCCAUGUCUGGGAACUGGAAGAGCAACAUCGGGUCGGCCAUGUUGGAACGCGUGGCCAUGACGGACAGAUACAAACUCUGGGUCGACACCUGCUCGGACAUCUUUGGAGGUCUGGAAGUCUGUGCUGUCAAAGCCAUUCAUGGAAAAGAUGGCAACGAUUACAUCACCGAGGUGGUGGGAUCCUCCAUGCCACUAGUGGGCGAGCACCAGGCGGAGGACCGCCAGCUCAUCUGUGACCUGGUGCUCAGCAGACUCACACAGCUGGCACACCUGCACCAAGACCAAGGACACAGAGUCACCACCCUGCAGCCCUCACAGGGUGUGGCUGAGAAAGGAGAAGAAGUGAUGGAGAACCUGAAGAAUGGUUGUUCUCGUCCUCCUCAAGGCUGCUUGCAGUACAUCCUGGAUUGUAACGGAGCUGCUGUCACACCUAAAACUCUUCAAGAAAACUGAAUAUUCAACAUUAAUAUUUAGUAUCACAUUCAAGAUAAGUGAAUACUAAAUAUUAAUAUUUAGUAUUACAUUGAAGAUAAUUGAAUAUUAAACAUUAAUAUUUAGUAUUAUAUCCAAGAUAAGUUGAUAUUAAACAUUAAUAUUUAGUAUUACAUUGAAUAUAAGUGAAUAUUAAACAUUAAUAUUUAGUAUUACAUUGAAGAUAAGUGAAUAUUAAACAUUAAAAUUUAGUAUUACAUUGAAGAUAAGUGAAUAUUAAACAUUAAUAUUUAGUACCACAUUCAAGAUAAGUGAAUAUUAAACAUUACUAUUUAGUACCACAUUGAAGAUAAGUGAAUAUUAAACAUUAAUAUUUAGUAUUACAGUGAAGAUAAGUGAAUAUUAAACAUUAAUAUUUACUAUUACAUUGAAGAUAAGUGAAUAUUAAACAUUAAUAUUUAGUACCACAUUCAAGAUAAGUGAAUAUUAAACACAAUAAUAUUUACUAUCACAUUGAAGAUAAGUGAAUAUUAAACAUUAAUAUUUAGUAUCACAUUCAAGAUAAGUGAAUAUUAAACAUUAAUAUUUAGCAUUACAUUGAAGAUAAGUGAAUAUUAAACAUUAAUAUUUAGUAUUACAUUGAAGGUAAGUGAAUAUUAAACAUUACUAUUUAGUAUUAUAUCCAAGAUAAGUUAAUAUUAAACAUUAAUAUUUAGUAUUAUAUUGAAGAUAGGUGAAUAUUAAACAUUAAUAUUUAGUAUUACAUUGAAGAUGAGUUAAUAUUAAACAUUAAUAUUUAGUAUUAAAUUGAAGAUGAGUUAAUAUUAAACAUUCAUAUUUAGUACUAUAUUGAAUAUAAGUGAAUAUUAAACAUUAAUAUUUAUUAUUGCAUUCAAGAUAAGUGAAUAUUAAACAUUAAUAUUUAGUAUUACAUUGAAGAUAAGUGAAUAUUAAACAUGAAUAUUUAGUAUUAUAUCCAAGAUGAGUUAAUAUUAAACAUUAAUAUUUAGUAUUAUAUCCAAGAUGAGUUAAUAUUAAACAUUAAUAUUUAGUAUUACAUUGAAUAUAAGUGAAUAUUAAACAUUAAUAUUAAUAUAAUAUAUUAACUCCAUGCAGAGUUAAAUUGGGAUUAUUGCUCUUUGUGCUCGUUUUGGCCGCUUGUGCUUUAAAGUUGUGUGAAUUUUCUUUCAAGCUUCUGUGGCUCAAGGAAGACAUUUUAUACUUUUUAUCUUUACUGUCGUCAAACUGUGGCAAAUAUUUUUAACGUCUUUGCAAAUUAUUUUCAUAAAUGUUCCAUUUUGCAUGAGUGAAACUCAUCAGAGGCGUUGUCGUCUUUUGUCAGACGUGUGUUGCUCCCAUUCAGUGUUUGCACACACACACACACACACACACACACACACACACACACACACACACACACACACACACACACACACACACACACACUGUAUGAU